This is a messenger RNA of Dictyostelium discoideum AX4, 2826 nucleotides long. Its product is annotated as FNIP repeat-containing protein. The record is from RefSeq and is a predicted model, not a curated record. NCBI's taxonomy places the organism in Eukaryota, Evosea, Eumycetozoa, Dictyosteliales, Dictyosteliaceae. Gene Ontology annotation, molecular function: zinc ion binding. The transcript is spliced from 2 exons. The coding region runs from base 1 to 2826 and encodes 941 amino acids.
AUGAUGGAAAAUAAUAAUAAUAAUAAUAAUAAUAAUAAUAAUAAUAAUAAUAAAAAAUGUUCACUUCAUCCAAAUAAAAAAUUAAAAUAUUUAUGUUUGGGUUGUAAAUUAAUUCCAUGUUGUAUUAUAUGUACAUCAAGUAAAGGUGAACAUCAUGGUCAUAAAACUGAACCAUUAGAAUUUGUAACAACAUCAAAUAUUAUUUCAUUAGUUAAUGAUUUUAAAGAUAAUAUAUAUCAAAAAGUAAUUGAAAGAAUAGAUAGCAAUCAAACUAUAUUAAAUGAAUCAACUGAUAAAUUCAAUGAAAUUCAAUCACAAUUUCAUAUUAAUAAUGAUUCAUUAAAUAAAGAAUUUAAAAAAAUUCAUGAUAUCAUUUCAAUCAUAGAAUUAGAUAUUAAAAAACAAUUAAUUACAACCUAUGAAAAUAAUACAUUAAUAAAUACAGAAUUAACUUCUUCAAUAAAUCAUGAUAAUCAAAUACUAUCAGAAAUAAUAAAUAAUAAUGAAAAUGAUAAUAAUAACAAUUAUAGCACAACCAUUGAAAAAUUAAAUCAAAUUAUUCAAAAUAACAAUCAACAACUUUAUGAUAAUGAUUUUAAUAAUGAUGCAGAUUUAAUUAAAAUAAUUAAACAAUAUCAACAAUCAUUAAUAAUUUUAAAUAAUAAUAAUGAUAUCAAUAAUUCAAAUAAAUUAAAAGAAUACAACAAUCAAUCAAUUAAUUAUAAUCAACGAAUAAUUGGAGAAAUUAAAGAUAAAUCAAAAUUAAUUUACACAUUAAAUAAUAAUAAUAAUAAUAAUAAUAAUAAUAAUAAUAAUAAUAAUAAUAAUAAUAAUAAUAAUAAUAAUAUUUUUAUUAAUAAUAAAAGAUAUGAAAUAAGAAUGAAUGAAAAAAAUAAUGAAUUUUUUAAAUAUAAGGAAUCUUUUAAAUUUAAAAAUAAACUUGGUGUGGCAUUUAAAGAUGAUUGUAAUAUUUUAUCAAAAUUAGAACAAAACCAACUACCAUCAAGUGUAAUGUUAUUAGAUGGAUUCAACCAGAAAUUAAUACAAAAUAUAUUACCAGAAGGUAUUUUAUCCUUGUAUUUAGGUGAUAUAAAACAAGAAUUAAUUAUUGACUCAAUUCCUAAUACUGUAACAACUGUUGUUUUAUGUAAUGGUUUCAAUCAAAAAUUAACCAAAGGUAUAAUACCAGAAAGUGUUAAAGAGUUGUAUAUAGGUAAUUUAAAACAAGAAUUAAUUAUUGAUUCAAUUCCUAAUACUGUAACAACUGUUGGUUUAUGUGAUGGAUUCAAUCAAAAAUUAACCAAAGGUAUAAUACCAGAAAGUGUUAAAGAGUUACGUUUAGCUGAUAUAAAACAAGAAUUAAUAAUUAAUUCAAUUCCUAAUACUGUAACAACCGUUGGUUUAUGUGAUGGUUUCAAUCAAAAAUUAACCAAAGGUAUAAUACCAGAAGGUGUUAAAGUGUUACGUUUAGGUGAUAUAAAACAAGAAUUAAUAAUUGAUUCAAUUCCUAAUACUGUAACAACUGUUGUUUUAUGUAAUGGAUUCAAUCAAAAAUUAACCAAAGGUAUAAUACCAGAAGGUGUUAAAGAGUUGCAUAUAUGUGAUAUAAAACAAGAAUUAAUUAUUGAUUCAAUUCCUAAUACUGUAACAACUGUUGUUUUAUAUGAUGGAUUCAAUCAAAAAUUAACCAAAGGUAUAAUACCAGAAGGUGUUAAAGUGUUGCAUAUAUGUGAUAUAAAACAAGAAUUAAUUAUUGAUUCAAUUCCUAAUACUGUAACAACUGUUAUUUUAUGUGAUGGAUUCAAUCAAAAAUUAACCAAAGGUAUUAUACCUGAAGGUGUUAAAGAGUUGUAUAUAUGUGAUAUAAAACAAGAAUUAAUAAUUGAUUCAAUUCCUAAUACUGUAACAACCGUUGGUUUAAGUGAUGGAUUCAAUCAAAAAUUAACCAAAGGUAUAAUACCAGAAGGUGUUAAAGAGUUACUUUUAAGUGAUAUAAAACAAGAAUUAAUUAUUGAUUCAAUUCCUAAUACUGUAACAACUGUUGGUUUAUAUGAUGGAUUCAAUCAAAAAUUAACCAAAGGUAUAAUACCAGAAGGUGUUAAAGAGUUAGAGUUAGGUGAUAUAAAACAAGAAUUAAUUAUUGAUUCAAUUCCUAAUACUGUAACAACUGUUACUUUAUGUAAUGGAUUCAAUCAAAAAUUAACCAAAGGUAUUAUACCUGAAGGUGUUAAAGAGUUGCAUAUAUUUGAUAUAAAACAAGAAUUAAUUAUUGAUUCAAUUCCUAAUACUGUAACAACUGUUUUUUUAUGUGAUGGAUUCAAUCAAAAAUUAACCAAAGGUAUAAUACCAGAAAGUGUUAAAGAGUUACGUUUAGGUGAUAUAAAACAAGAAUUAAUAAUUGGUUCAAUUCCUAAUACUGUAACAGCUGUUGGUUUAUAUGAUGGAUUCAAUCAAAAGUUAACCAAAGGUAUAAUACCUGAAGGUGUUAAAGAGUUACGUUUAGGUAAAAUAAAACAAGAAUUAACAAUUGAUUCAAUCCCUAAUACUGUAACAACUGUUGGUUUAUUAGAUGGAUUCAAUCAAAAAUUAACCAAAAGCAUAAUACCAGAAGGUGUUAAAGAGUUGUAUAUAGGUGAUAUAAAACAAGAAUUAAUAAUUGGUUCAAUUCCUAAUACUGUAACAACUGUUGGUUUAUAUGAUGGAUUCAAUCAAAAAUUAACCAAAGGUAUAAUACCAGAAAGUGUUAAAUUAUUACGUUUAGGUGAUAUAAAACAAGAAUUAAUAAUUGGUUCAAUUCCUAAUACUGUAACAACUGUUACUUUUUAA